AUGUAUGACUCUCACAGCAAGGAAUCUGAAAAUAUUUGCGGUGUAUUUCAGGUUUUUUGGAAUGUUCCAAGUAGGAACUGCUAUCGUGCCCGCAUUGAUAUUCCGUUGACAAAAUUUUCGUUCCAAUUCAACAAAGGAGAAGAUUUCUACGGAGAUGCGGUGAAUACUUUCUAUGAGAAGACUAUCGGGCUGUAUCCUUAUUACAGGGAUCCCAAGGACCCGAAUUCGGCUGUAAAUGGCGGAAUACCACAGCGAGUCGAUAUGCGAGAGCAUUUGAGUAAGGCCAAGGCGGAUAUCGAGCGUCUGAUCCCGAAUCCGUCGUUUGGCGGCGUCGCCAUUUUGGACUUCGAAUCGUGG
Messenger RNA from Anisakis simplex (herring worm), 357 nucleotides. Lineage: Eukaryota; Metazoa; Nematoda; Chromadorea; Rhabditida; Anisakidae. The record is from the annotation of a GenBank genome assembly.